AAAAUUUAUCAUAACGAGGUCGAUGGCGCCAAGUUGGAAGUGAAAUGAACUGCUGUCAAAUGAAAUAAUAACGAUAAAACAUUAUUAAGAAUGUUUGUGAAUAUAUCCAACAGUGUUAGAAGUUCAACACCUUCAGCAGAGAGAUCAAUAUCAAAGACCAGAAUCUGUAACGAUACCUUAGACAGUGGUAUUUUCUCUCCCUUAGCUAACAAAAUGAAUAAAGAUCCAACUCUGUUAUCUACUGGAAUGUUACAGAUUAGUCCAUUAAAAAUGCCGUUAUCUCCAGCAAAAAUUAAAAAUGAGUCGAUUAUGUCAGAAAUGACUGACAUCAGUAUUUCAGAAGAAUGGGAAAAGGACUUUUUUUCUAAUUUUGAAGAAAAUUUAUUUAACAUGGAUAUUGAUGAUCGCAUGUUGUCUGACAUUUUGAAGUCUCCAAAGGGAAAGGCUGCCAUGAAUGAAAUGAUACGCUCACCAAAAGGAAAAGCAUUUGUUAAUAAAAUGAUGAAGUCACCAAAAGGAAAAUUGAUGAAACGACAGUUUGAUAAUGAACUUCCAGGUUUAAGCAAUGAAAGCCCAAGCAGUUUUGAUGCAAAACAACUGUCCACUACACCUAUGAAACCAGAGUUAAAAGGAAUGCUGAAAAUGUCAAAUUCAAAGCGUAGAUUAACAAUGACAGACCCAAAUAUACAGGGAAACAUGGACACUGAUGCAGAAAUAGAUCUUUACAUACAACAAAAUAUCUUGGGAAAGGUUAAAACUGAAAAUCAUCUAUUACAGCGUAGGCAAAGGACUGAAUUUGUUCCAAUUCAACCCAAAGAGAACCAGGAACCAGUUGUUUGGCCAUCACAAGAAAGAUUAAAAUUUGCCAGGGCACAGUUCCAAAAAACCCUGCAGAUGGCAGUACAGAAAGUUUCACAAGACCCUAAUAAAAAAAAAGUGAAAUUUCAAGAGCCAGCAAAAUAUAGAUUGGAUAAGUAUCCAGAAAUCAAACAAGCACUUGCAAGACCACCAACUGCAGGUCAAGCAAAACGUCAGUUUCCUAAGAUUAAACCAUUGACUAUUGAACCUAAAGAUCUGUUAGUGCCCUUCAUGGAAAGUUCUGAGAACACAUCAUGGUACACAUAUGAUGAUAGUGACGAUGAUGAUGAAGAGUGGACAGAAGAUUUACCAUUCUCUUCACAGAAAAGGAGUAAAAACUCUAGAUUACAAAACAAGCGACGGAAAUAUUGAUAAGAGAAUUCAAUUGACUUAACAUAUUUAAAUAUAUUUGUUGUUAUCGUAAACAUGAAACAAAUAUUUAUCUCCACCCAGGUCGAGACAAUUUAUUUUUCUUUAUACUUGCACAUUCAUCUUUAUGUCACAGUUUAGCUUGAUUAGCCUAAUAAUUGAAGCUUCACUGUUGCUUGUUAUCAUUUCUAUCAUAUUUUGUCUGUUCUAAAAAUAUGUCAUCAUAUUAAAAUAAAUGUUCUUUUUCAUUUCAAUAGAACAAAAGAUUGUAAAAGUUGAUGGUUUAAUAUUUCCAAUCCUUUGAUUUAGUACAACUUUAUAUUAUACACUAAACUUAACCAGGGUUCAAAGAUAUUGGCAUGACUCAUAAGGGAACAUCACAUGUAUAUAUAUAUAUGUCACAAAUAACCAGCAGAUUUUUUUUAAUUUUUUUUAUAUCAAUCAGAUAGUCAAAUAAUAUGUUGAAAUUUUUUAACGAGUUUUUCUUAAGAGUCUGAGUUGUUUUAGGACUGCAAUGUCCAAAAGAUAACACUAACCAUAUUUUUCAUACAUGUACUUGUUAUCUCCAAUAAACUGUACAAAGAGGACAAAACGUAUGUACAUGUAUUGUGUAACCAGCUUUCAGUAAAUAUUGUUUGAUAUAGUACCAUUUGUGUUCCUGAAAUAUAUGUACAUUGUACUGUACAUGUACAUUUACAAUGUAGAUUGCACAUCAUAUACAAAAUAUAUAUCCCACUGUUGUUAAUGUUUGAAAUUGUAUUUAUUUAUAGUAGAUUAGUUUAUACUUAAAUAUAGAUUAUAUGUGUACUAUAAUAUAUAUUUCUUUUUGCUGUAAUGUCACUUUAGUUCAAUUUACCAAUUAACAAUCUUCUGAAAUUUGAAUUCUUUAAUUUUCAACUGAAUUUAUUUAGGCAUAAGGCCACACCAAUUUAAUUUCUUGUUCUACGGAUUUUUGGACUCCAAAAAUUGGGGCGAGCGAGCGAUUUGAAAAUUUUAAUAAAAAAUAUUUAAUUUGCAAAUUUUUGAGGCGAAGCUUAAAAAGUAAAGGCGAGCGAUUAUAAUUUUUUUUUGUAAACAUAAAAUAGUAGGUUUUGACUAUAUUAAAACUUGAUUUAUCACUUGUACCUUGACAUUUCUUUAAUUUAUGAAGUAUUUUUCCCUGUUCAACAAGAAAUAAUUGAAUAAUUAAAUCUGAUCUAUGUAUGUGUGACUGACAAUGAGACAAUUCUCCAUCCAAGUCUUAAUCAGGUUCAAAACAACCCCUUAAUGUUAUGAAUAUCCCUUUUAUGAGGGGUCAAAAUAAGUUAUAAUAUAUUUUUUUUGUAAAAACACUUAAAGUACAAAAGGGCUUAUAUUUUCCCAAAGAACUAUAAUAUUUGGUAUUAAAUGUUCAAAAUAUGUCCAAGAAUUUUGUAAUAUUCCUGGACUUUAACCAUGUUAACACAUUUACUUUAACAGUUUAAUAUUCAAAAUAAGUGGACCCAUCCCUACUUUAGAAAAGUUGUUUAAAAUAUAAUGUAUUUCUCCUCUUUUUGAGUAAAAAAUUCUAAGUUGUCAAAGGUUUUGUAUAUUAGCACUGUACAAAUCCUUAGUAUUUCUAUUUUCUUUUCUUCAAUAGUAAACAUGGUAAAAUGACCCCUUCAAGGCCCUUGUCUGAGGGAGGGUUGGUCCCAACCUGAUAAUAACAAACAUAGGUCAAAGUACGGCCUUUUACACAGAGCUUUCAACAAGACCAACCAGCAAGCUAUAAGGGACCACAACUUAGUAUUGUACACAAUUCGAACAGGAAAACCAACGAUCUAAAGUUAUAUUUCCAAUCGGGAAAAUACCAAUGAACAACAUCAACAAACGAUAACUGCUGAACGACAGGUCCGUGAAUCAACAAUGACAGGUGCACAAACCUGCAGCGGGUAUGACCGUCCGUAACCAUACAUUAUAAUUGCAGUUGAAGGCAAAUCCGUCAGAAGUUCUUUGUACUUUAUUUUAACAACGAACAUUUAUUUAUAGGGAAUAUAAGUUAGGGGGAAAGAAACCAACGAUUUGUUCUGUACUGGUAUUUCUAUUUAUAUCGGAGCACUCCCGCUUGGAAUAAAUUGGUUUCAUGCUGAAACAAAUAUUCUCGCAGAUAUUUACAGUGUUGUGGGGUGCUGAUAGGUUUAAAAUCCUUAUAUAAAGGCUAGACUGUGAUUUUAAAAAACAAAUGUUGAGAUCUUUAUAUAAUAUUUACAAAAAAAACGGUGCGGGAAAUGGACAUGAUUUCAUUUCCGGAUGCGGGAAGCGGGAAUAUAAUAAAAAUGAAAAAAAAAUCUUUUGAAAAAAAUAGGUGCGGGCGGGUCCAUCGAACAAGGAAUCAAAUUGGUGUGGCCUAACAUACAUGUAUAUAAUUUUUUUUAGGUCACCUUGUUUUCUUUUGGGAUUAACAUAGAUUAUAAUAUUAAUAUUAAACCAGAAUAAAAUAAAUGCUUGUUUACGGUUACCGACUGACCCUAUUUUUAGCACCGACCUUAAGCCAUUUUAUUUCCGUUGUAAAGUGAAAAAUAAACUGAACUCUUGUUAAAAGUGAAGAUAGUGUUGCCUGAUACAACCCAAUGUUCAUAAUCAUGAAUAUGAUAGCUGUUUUAAGGAAAUUCAUGACUCGGUGAUGAAAUAUAUUUUUUGCUGCCCUUUUUUCCAAUCAAUAACAAAGGGAAAUAAUCCAAUCAUUACAAAUACGGGUAAAUUUGGCCCAUGGACAACUCAUACCACGGCAAGACAGCCUGCACAACUCAAAAUCAUGGCACAAAAAAAUUAAAUGAAAAAAAAUUAAAAAAAAUGGAAAUACUGACCUACCUACCCUAUUUAUAU
Molecule: messenger RNA, 4071 nt
Organism: Mytilus trossulus (common blue mussel)
Lineage: Eukaryota; Metazoa; Mollusca; Bivalvia; Mytilida; Mytilidae
Exons: 2
Coding region: 91-1230 (379 amino acids)
Source: RefSeq, a predicted model, not a curated record